AUGGCACGGAUAAUGGGCUCCUCACACCCAGGGUAUCUAGCCCUGCUGGUGUGCUGUCUCGUACAGCCGGGGAUGUUCUAUUACUUCGAGAAAGGUUUCGAUCAUUUCUACACGUAUUCAUCAAGGUCCGACCUUUUCGGCAUGCAUCAUUUUACGACAAUAAUGAAGUUCCGCAUUCGUCCCGUCAAUCAUUCAUCGGAGAAUAUGCACUCAUUGAUUUUAGAUAGUUUUGUGCAGCAUUCCGAGGAUGGUUACAUCGCCGAAAACCCACAGCAAUGGAAUUUAUCGAAAAGAUUCUAUUUCCGGCUGAAUAAUGACGGCACGGUUGCCAUGGUGCACUAUGAGCACACUGAUGACGAUGAAGUGAUAGCACUGAAGAAAGUACUGACUAGUACUUUGUCAGCUAAGGCUAACGUUCAUCAGACACAUCCAAGUAUGUUUGUAAAUCGGGAAAUAGACCAUGCUGGUGACCUAGAACAUGAGUACAAUGUGACACGUGGUUCACAGGGCAUCAUAGUGAGACGAUCGCACAACAGCACUGCCGCUGUCCACAGAAACCACAACAAGAUUUUCCACGAAUUUCCUCCAAUGCAGUUUCAAAGCUUCAUCUCACAAAGAAAAGAUGCCGCAAACAGAACUGCAUGCGUACGUCAUCUGCGGUCAAUGAUCCUUGGUCUGCAAGAAAAUGACUACCAGGCACUGACUACGCGCGCCUUAGGUGUGGUCUGUGACGUCAAUGAUACAGCUUGUGAUGACCAGCGUUCAUUGUUUAUCGAUGUCGUCGGUGGAAAGGGAGAUCCAUUUUCACAAAGAUUGCUCUUGGAGUAUUUAACACAAACUGCAGAUUCAAACGAGAAAGAGGCGUUUAGAAUACUCUUUCAUUUAAUCAACUUAGAACAGCCACUACCUGAUCUAAUUCUGGAGAUUGAGCGUCUUUGUUUUGGAAGGAACUAUGAGUUUCAUGGAAGCGAUGCUUUGACAAAGACACAGAGAAGAGCGUGUUUAACUUUGGGGUCCCUAGCUAAAGUUGUCAAGGAGACGGAUCCACAGAAGUCAGAAAACAUAAUUUCAAGGAUGGAAACUUGGCUAGAACUUCAUAACGAAACUAAAUCGGCACCGAUUCUUCAACAAAGAAAGAAACGAUCCGUAACAGAAGUCGACCACCCAAGAAUGAACCAUAUCGUCACUAAACUGGUCUUCAUCAACUCACUAGGAAAUUCGGGAAUGGAGCGGUCUUUAGAUCAUAUACUGUCUUAUCUACAACCUAACCAGGGGACGUCAGCCUGGAGACGAGCAGCCGUACUCAGUCUACGACACUACAGGUGUAACAAGAGUGCCAAUGCCCUUCUGCAUACAGCGUUGUAUGAUGAGCAUGACUUGGUAAAGGAUAUUUCAUUGAAGGCCUUUUCUCAUCACCCUAGAGGACAGACUCUUCUCCCUGAACACUAUGAUAUGAUAUUAACAAAAAACUACUCGUACCCUGCUCUAAUGAGGCUUAAACGAGGACUAAUUGAUAUCGACCUGACGGGUGGGUUUCGUAUGGCCAUCACGAUACCCGGGAUCAAUUGGGAAAAGACUAUUGGCACAGACGACAUUGGAGCUGCUUUUGGACUCAAUAUCAGAAAUAGGAUGGAGCUAGAGCUCAAGCCUCUUCGGGGACACUUUCUUAUCGACGCUUACAACACAGCCUUUAUAAAGGCUUACUGUGGUCUCUUGAACAUACACAUCGACGUCUUUAAUGCCUUAGUCUGUUAUCAAGGUCACAUUGGAUACGACCUUAACGUUCUCAAGGAUUUCGGCAUAAACAAUGUUAAGGACUUGGUAAAUAUUUUUGACACCAUAAUGAAAAAUACUGUAGACCCCAUCAAAAGAGCUGUGAACAACUUCAAACAAAUGGUACAGACGUUCCGAGACGGAGGGAUUCAGAAGUUGUUUAGUAGUCUUGUUACGGCAGUGAAGAACCUACCGAAGGUGAUCAAGGCUGCUGCUGAUAAGUUUGUAGCACUAAUGCGAAAAGUGGCUGACUUUGGGGGACUACCCUGGCUGGAUGACAUUAAACGACUCGUAGUUCGUGUCAAAACCUUCAUAGAAGAUGUCAGAGAUGAUAUCAUGGGAUUUUAUAACACGGUGGUGGAUGCAGUGACGAUCACCUUACCGUACAUAGGCAAGCAGCUGAUGGAUUCCAUCGCCACUAUCGUUUCCGCGGUCAAAUCUGUACUUUCUAAUCCAUCACAGGCAAUGUCGGGAAUGACACAGGCACUUAUGAAUAUAAAAAUGGCAAUAUCCAUGUUUUUAGAUGUCAAAAAUCAAGUACUCGAUGCAUGCUUUUUCAUGAAAGGUAAAACGCCAUACUGGAUGACCAUUGGUGACGAGGUGAGCGGUAUAAUAACGGAUGUAAAAGAUUUUAUAGAUCGACUAUCACGCCCUGGCUCUGAUGGAAUAGUUGGUUCUACCAUUGAUCGUGUUUCUAUGGCAGUGUCAGAUGGUAUACAACACAUGGAGGAACAGGCAGAUGUUAUAAAAGCUGAACUAAUUGAAGACUUUAAAGAUGCCAUGGGACCGCUUGGUACUUUGUUUGAAGUGGCAAAACCAGUGAUAGACACGUUCCGUUCAGUUAUGGAUGUCGUUCAAGGGAUCAAGUCAACGUAUGAAUUCCUGCGAGACAUGAUCAUCAAAGCUAAGUCGAUGAUACAGAAGAUAUUCGGUCCAAAAUUUAAUAUAAAGUUUCCUACACGGCGUCGUGAAGAGAACGCUCAAUGUGGCCAAGGCGUGUGGCCUACAGAUACUGCAGGGAUGUACAAAACCACGGGAGUGGACGUCCAUCUCAACAGAGGGUCAAAAAUUCCCUGUCCAGUGAAUGGAAUGGUCUACAAGAAAUCAUCAACACAGCUCCUUAUAAGACCUGCUGACGCAGACUUUCUGAGGUUCGAGAUAAUUCUAGACAAUGUCGAAGCUGAUAGGUAUGUUUCCUCUUACGGAACGUUUUUUGAAGCUGGGAAAAAGAUAGGAAAAGCACGAAGAUCCGCAUGCUCACCGAAUUUUAUCCAUGUAGCUAUGAGGCUGAGAACUUCAGGUCCUUCACUACCAGACGAGGAUCAUAGCUAUGUAGACCCCUCUCCAUAUUUGGACAGACUUGUGCCAAUGCCACAGUGGAUAGAAGAGUGCAAUGAAUUGUCAUUGAUUAUAAUGAAUAAAGUAAUUGAAGUUGGAGCCCUAGAUGAGGAAGGUGCAGAGGAAGAGGUUGAAGAAGUCGAUAGCAAUAUUAGCGACAACGAUAUCAAUAAUAUGGAUCCAGAAAAAGAGCCGGCCUAUAAACCGGACAUUAACUCCGGUUCAUCACAGAACGUUGGUAGCAGUUUUCUGAGCGGAAUGAAGGAUUCUUUGUCUUCUUUUUCCGACCUUAAAAAUAUGUUUUCUGGAGACAGUAUGAAAGUACCAAACAUCCUUGACAUAGUAGAUCUCAAACAGUUUACUGUUUCCAAAGUAACUGAUAUUUUGAGUCCUGGACUAGCCGCAGAUUUUAAGAACAUCAUACAGAAACUUGCAGGGACGGUGAAUAAGAUGCCUUCCCUCCCAGCUGGAUCCUUAUCUAUACCACAACUGAGGAACGUUCUCGGCAGUGCCGCAGCAGGGCUAGGCGACAAGUAUUCCAUGAUUUCAAAGCUGUUCUCAAUGACAGAAAGUAAUUGUCCAACAUUUCGUGAUGGCCUGAACAAAGGACUUGGACAUUUAUGUCAGGCCCAUGCUGACUGUCUGGGUUUAUCGUGUGAACUGAUGCUGCCGUAUGGUUCAUUAGUAAAAAUGGUCUCUGUCGAUAUCAGUGUGAGACCGUGUGAUGGGAGACUCCUAGUAACAUUAAAUACGGAAAACAAAGACAUCAGUCUAGAUGGCCAUGUUUAUCAUAUUCAUUUGAUAACAAUUGCUGGACUCAGCGCCGAACUCAUCAUAAACGGUGACGUUAUUGAUAACGUAGUUGUAUUGAGCGCUGAAGCAACCAUCUGCCAUGACGAGUAUCUAUCAUGUCUAGUACGAAUAAAGAUCACAACCGAUAUCAAAUUCCCAAAGGUUGACAUCUGCGAUGACAGCAGCGUUGGACGAGAAAUCGAUGUCCCUACAGCUGAGAUAGAGAAUAUGGCACUUGGAGAUAUGAUAUUUGCGAUAUCUCAAAACGACAUUAUGGAUGUCGUUGAUUUGCAGCUCAUCGGGAAAAUUCGGGAUGCUGUGGUGUCCGAGCUUUUCAAAAAUCCCAAAGGCAUUUUGAAAAUCUUGGGAGAAGAAUUUCAAGAUAAAUUGGAUUUCUGUGUCGAUGUGGACGUUCCUAUUGAUCCAUUGUACGUUGAAUUUUUCGACUUUAAAAGCACAUUCCCGGUUGGGCCAGUUCCGUUAUCUCUAGGUUUUGGAGCUGGCGGAACACUAAGUCUGGAUGUUACGCUAGGAGUCUGCUUCCUCAGUAUGAAGGCAAGCGCCUAUAUAUAUCGAGUUAGUAUUGUUGUUUCGUUUAUGCGUCUGCAUUACCUUAUCAUUUUUAAGGUGACUGUUACACCCAGAGUUGGCGCUAGUGUAUGGGGUACAGCAGGCCUAGAUUUGGGCUUUGCUAGAGGAGGGAUUAAGCUUGUUGGCUAUUUAUUGGAAACGAAAUUUCCAAUUACAGCGAGUAUAGGAUUCAGUAAAUUCCCACUGGAUGUAUCAGCGAAGAUGGACCUCAUUCUUGUGCCAUUGAAGUUGGACCUGAGAGGUUUUGCUGAGCUGAAUCUUCUGAUAAAGAGAGUGACCGUGUUUGAUAAGAGUAUAUGGUCGUAUACAACACCAACAAUUGAACGUAACAUAUUUACGACACCUAUGAUAGGCACUGAUUCUUCCCCACCAGAAUUCCCACCGAACACUGUAGGGUCUAGAAAAAGGCGUGAAGGUCCCAGAGGGUGCCUGCUAGAACAGGUUAAAUUCCGAAGUCCUCUUGAUGCUGCCUUUAAGCUAGAAGUAUCUACGCUUGACGAAACGAGCCAAGUUAAACUAUUUUAUGCAAUCGGUACUCAGCGUGGCGGAACCAAUGUCGUCGAUUGGACAGAAAUGGGUGGUGCAUCUCUCUUAGUGCCUACCAACGAUCUGCCAAGCGGUUUACCUCUUUACUGGACAGUGAAAGCUAGGAAUACACAAGGUCUGGAAGCAUUUUCCUACUGUAUGUUGCCAACAUAUGAUACGUCUGUUCCUGAUGGUAGAAUAGACCCUUCCUAUUCGUUCUCCAGUCAUCCGAACAAGAUAAGUGGUACAGUGGUAGUAUUUGAUGAUAGCACAUUGGAACCGUCUCAUGAAAAGGCAGUUGGUUUUAGUUCCGGUCAGUUUGGAAGCGAAUUUGUACCAUGGGACUCUCUUGAUAUUGACAAGACCACAAUUCGAGAUGGAGUUAACGACGAGCUAAAGUAUUUUAGUGUACCUCGAGACGGAAAAUUGACGGCGCAAAAUUUUAAAACGGCUAAAACACGCUCAGCGGUUGAAUGCGCUAAGCUCUGUUUAGAUUUUUCCAUUAAGUGCGUUUCGUUUGAUUAUGAAUAUCACUCCGAAAUUUGUGACAUGCACGAAGUUGUAGAGGGACCAAGCGCUUCACUACGACUAAGCGGAACAUAUAAGAAUUACGAACGACUUGGCGUUGGUCAUAGCUCAUACAUCCAGUAUGAUAAUUUAAACCUAUCUCACGCUACUGUAUAUUACAUAAAUGCUAAAGUGACCAACACGAUGGGAUACACUGCGUACAUCACAUCACUGGGAACAACCGUAGACUUCACUCCGCCAUUCACAGGUCAUUUAGGAACAGCUGCCAGGAUAGCAAUGCACGCAAGUGGGUGCUCAGCAGCCGUUACUCAAAGAUGUGUUGAGGUCACGUGGAGAGAAAACCACAGGAUGAUUGUUGAUGACAAGGAUUCAGAAACUGUGUUUAAUGGUCAUAAACCUCUCCAGGAUGAGAUAUACACUUUAAACAAUCAUCUUGCCUCAGUAAACUUUGAUGGUUUCCAUGACGACGAGAGCGGCAUUUGGGGAUAUACCUGGAUGGUUGGACAGUUAGUAUGUACACAGGAUGUUGUAGAAGAAUCUGAUCCACAUAAGCAUCACUCAAGUGAAAAAUACUGGACACACAGCGGCUAUGAAAAGAAUCUUCACCUCCAGGAUGGCCCAUAUUUCGUCACUGUUAGAGCUCUUAACAACGUUAUUUUCGGCGGUGCUCUCGUUACAACAGUAUGUCACAGCACGCCGUUUACGGUUGAUACCACAGCACCAAUAUUUACAAAAGUCCUUGAUAUAUUCUAUGACGAGGAUUUUGAUAUUCUCGCAGUUUAUUUCAACGCUUCCGAUCCCCUUUCUCACCUUGCAAGAGUGGACUUUGGACUUGGCAAAACAAAACAUGACGUCACAAUUCGAGGGUAUGAACUGCAGACAUACGUCACAAGAGACGAGCCAUUUGUGGUUGUUGAACACCUCGGGCUUGGUCAUGGAGUCCCGGCUUGGUUACGUCUCAGGGCAGUCAACAAUGUUGGUCUAAAUACGGCGCGACACGGAGAUGAACAGAUCUUAAUUGACUUAACCCCGCCGAAUGUGGGUGUAGUCCUUGAUGGGGACAAACUCGACACAGACAUAGACUACCAGUGGGAUACCUCCAUCAUGUGUGCUGAGUGGGUCAGGUUUUAUGACGAGGAGUCCGGUAUCAGAGACUACAUAUGGGGCGUUGGCACUACACAAGGAGCAGAUGAUGUUGUCAAGUUUCAUAAUUUGACUCACCAUUACAAGCGUUCUUGUGCCGGUGAUUUAGAUUUGAAGCAUAAUACGACGUACUAUUCGACAGUAAAUGCAUACAAUGCAGCUCUCAACUCGAAAAGUAGUAGCGGAACGUCAGACGGAGUUCUUAUUGACAUUACACCGCCUCUACCUGGUGUGGUUUUAGACGGAUCGGUUACAGGAACGGAUAUUGUUUUCUCGUCUGAAACGGCUACAAAAUCCUGUAAUUGGAAUAAAUUUGCUGAUCCAGAAAGUCACAUAUCGAAAUAUGACAUUUCGUUAUACAUAAAUAGGAAACAUAUCCAGACUUUUGCGGUAGCUGAACGUACACAAUUCACAGAAAGAUCUAUCGCAAUGAAUCACAGGGAUGAGGUUGAGUUUGUAGUGACUGCAGCGAAUGGGGCAGGACUUACAGUAGAUGUGACCUCCGACGGAUUUCUGGUAGACCACACACCACCACUAAUGGAUCACAUCUAUGAUACAGAGACAAGAAAUCAUUACCAAAAUUUCAACGACCAUUUAGAUGUUUCUUGGUUAUUUGAAGAUGGCGAUUCAGGAAUAAAAGAAUAUAGAUAUUUCAUUAACAAACAACAUCAGGGUGGUAAGCAUAAAUCAUGGCCUACAAAUUCCUCCUACCUGACAACAGAUCCCUCCUUAAACGAUGGGCCGGUAAAAAUGAAAAUUGAUGAACUGAAUCUAGAAAAUGGUGCAAUGUAUUCAAUUGUUGUAACAGCCGUAAACCAUGCUCUUCUAUCGACCACGCACGAAUCCUUUGGGGUAGUAGUUGAUAGAACAGUACCAGUACUAACAAAGGUACAUAUAGGACUUCCAAUGGAAGACGAGGAGAUUGAUGAAUUUGACAGAGUGUUACAUGUUGAUCCUAACGUUUUAACUGUAAGUUGGGUAGGCCAGGACCCGGAAAGCGGAAUUAACAAAGUUUAUUUAGGAAUCGGGACGUCACCCGGAGAUCUAUCAACCACUGGAGAUUUUUUAGAAUUCAAAGGAACCGAAAAUAUACUAACAGUAACUGAUCUUGAACUAGAAACGUUUUCUGAGUCAAAUAUAGAGUAUUACGUAUCCGUCAAAAUUACCAAUCAUGCAGGCUGUGAAUCAAACAUCGUUUCAUCUAAAGCAUUCAUAGUUCUUAAAGCCAACGUACCGGGCCAAAUAUUUGAUGGCAGACAAGAAUCCAUCGACGAGGACUAUACCAUAGAUAGGGCUUCGUUAGCCGUAACAUUUGCUGGAUUUCAAAGUGAAGCAUGUGAUAUCAGGAAAUAUGAAUGGGCGAUUGGUUCUGAUGCCUACAAAUCAGACAUAUUGCCUUACACAGGAUAUGGACUAAUGGUUCACAACUCGUCACAUGGACAGGCUCAGAUACACAUGGAUUUUAUAGAGGGGGAAACCUACUACGUUACUGUGAGAGCACAGCCAGGACACAGCUGUCACGAAGAGUAUAUAGUGUCCUCAUCCGACGGGAUCAAACUCGACACAUCAGCUCCAGAAAUCCAUUACAUUGGACCUGAGGUGGGCGAUAUACACUAUGUACAUUCUGAAAACGUCUUCUAUCAAUCCAAUGUUGAUUCGCUAAAUAUCGUCUGGAACGUUUCUGAUGAUUCUGGUCUAGAGAUGAUGUCAGUCUCAGCCGGUAGCCUUCCGUUCCUAACGGACAUAAUUGCAACCGAGACUGUUGAGACUAUGGGUACGCCAGCAGGUUUCUUAUCACCCGAAUCCGGUGUAUCAACCUUCCUGACGUUAGGAGUAAAAGAUCCUGCUAGUAAUUACAAAGUAAUUAGCAUUGAUCCAGUUAUAGCCGAUAUAUCUCCGCCAACGGUUCGAUCUCUCGAAUGCACUGAAGCUAUAUCAUUAGACAGAUCUGUGGUAGCAUGUUCUUGGGAAUUCGUUGUCGAAGAUGAGAGUGUUGUGGAGUUUGUGACAAUAAACGUGUUUACCCCUCACAGCAAGCUACCAAUUGAACGCAAUCUACCGCAUGGAAGACGAGAAUGUGCUAUUGAUUUAGCAGAUUUCAUCCGUGAAACAUCGACAAAGGAAAUUUCAGUACAUUUGACAGUUUCAAAUGUUCUGCAUCAAAAUACGACUUACGUUCGUUCAGUCAAAGUGGAUGAUUCCCCUCCUUCAUCUGCGAACGUCAAAGUGGUAACAAAGAUAUCCCGUGACGAAAUAACAGUUCACCAGCGAUGCCAAAUCCCCCAGACAUUUGUGGAAGUGCUAGUUGAAGACGUUAAAGACGAAGAAACUGACAUUGAAGAGGUAGAGGUUGCAAUCGGUUCCUCGCCUGGACACACUGACAUCAGUCAUUAUAAAAACCUUUCUCCAACUGGUAAAAUAUUCAUUGGAAAUCUAGACAUCGGCCAUGGAGACGUUUUUUAUGCAACGGCAAGAGUGACAAACAGUGCAGGUCUGUCCAAAAUGUUUUAUUCGGACAGUGUAACGGUCAGUGUUAGACCAGUGUUGACUGUGGGCGAUGGAGGCCCGGAAGAGGACGAAGAUUACCAAAGUAAUCUGAAUACAAUCCGUGGUUUCUGGCGAUUCUCAGAUACAUGCCCUAUCGACAUGGUACAAUGGAGAAUCGAAGAUCUCGUGGGAAACGUUAUCAAAGACUUUGAAGAUGUUGUUGAAAAUUCGCAGGUAUUUUAUAAUGACGAAUUUAGCCUGAGGAAUGGAUUCACUUAUAUCAAUAUCAUAAAGGUAAGGGAUGCUUUAAAUCGAACCUUCAUGUCUGUUUCUGACGGUAUCACUAUCCGUAUCCAACCACCAAACCCAGGAGAGGUCCGCGACGGCUCGGAUGAAGACAUUAACUACCAGGAAAGUGUUGAAGAACUAUCUGCUAAUUGGGACGAUUUUGGGGACGACACGGGUGAUCCUACACAGACAAUUCGAUACUAUGAAGUAGCUAUUGGGGAUGACAAUCGUUAUUCGAAAACCAUAUCGAAUGUUCACUAUUAUGUUAAUGUAGGAUUAAAUCGAUCUCACACAUUUCAUAAUCUGAAUUUGACGGCCAAGGAUGUGACCUAUUAUGUAACCGUUAGAGGUCGUAGUAUGGCUGGCAGUCAAGAGGAAGCUUUCUCUAAUGGCGUCAAAACAGGAUUUAAAAACGAAAUAGUGCCUGGAUUAAUCGAAACACCAGAAGUUCAAUCGGACGUUUCGAAAAUAAUUGCAUCGUGGACGGAAUUUCAAUCCGAUAUAGGAAUAAAACGAUACCUUGUCGGAGUAUACAGCAAUGGUUACAACUUCAAUUUUACCAAUACCGAAAACGAAACCUCGCCAUGUGAAACGUUUCAUAGUGAAUUUGAACUAUUUAACGAGAAACCCAUAUCGUCAUAUGGACUAGAUACACUUGCAGAGAUAGAAAACCUUCACUUGAAACAUGAUCAUUCCUACUAUGUUACAGUUUUAGCUGUGAACGAGGCCAAUAUGUGUCGCUCAGUGACGUCAUCGCCUAUUUUGAUAGAUAAUACUCCGCCAGACCUUACGUCCAUAGUUUUACACAUUGGUAAGGUGGUAGACGAUAGAAAUGAUGAUAUAUUUGUUGAUAAUGAUGAUAGACUUGACAUCGCUUGGGAAAACAUUACUGAAAAUGAGAGUAGAAUUGAUUCUGUUGAGGUGACUUUAUACCAGAUGGCAGAUUGUGAGUCGAAAACUGUUUUUGCGGAGUUCAGGGUUGAUACAGUGUUGGUUACAGGAGAUACCAAAGCCACUUUGUAUCAGUUGCGAUUAUUGCCGAAGACAUUUUAUUUCAUAGAGUUGACUGUUGUAAACACCGCUGCUCUAAGAGCGUCGAUUAUUAGCUCUAGAUUCCGUGUUGAUUCAUCCGCCCCCUUAAGCGGUGAUGUAAAAAUAGCUCGCAAUUGGUACGAAACAUCUACAUUUCAAUCAUCAAAAGAAACAAUAACAUCAUGGAUCGCUAUCGCAAGAACACAAGAAGUCUUUGUUUGUCCGAAUGAAAGAGUGAGCUUUCCGAUCCACAUUUCAAGUGGCAUUUCCUGGGAAAAGAUGACGGGUUCAUACAGUGCGGAAUUCGUCGAUUUUACCCAUACCCAAGCCACACUUAAAGUAGGGUAUAACACAGCCCAGACCAAGUUUCUAAGAAGUGGAAUGGAGAGUGUAGCGGUUUCUCUUAUACCAGGAGAUUAUACUGUCUCGCUAAGGGCAGCAAGAGGUAAUCACAUCAUAUCAAUAGUUUCUUUUGGAUCGGAAUCUCAACUUUUCCCGAGGAAUUAUACUCCACCACAAAGAACAAAUAUUGGUGAAGUGAUCUUCAAUAUGACGAUACCAGUGGAAGAGGCAGAAGUUCAAACUAACUUAUCAACCACACAAAAACCUACCACACUAACGAUGCCACAGACUUCCUCAGCCUUCAGUACCCCUCAAGCAGACAGGAACUUUACAGAUACCGAUUACGGGGAGCUACCUAGUCCUGAAAGGUUUGGUUUUGGAUUAAGUAUUAUUGGAACACAACAAAAUGGAAGUGAUAUCUGGGACGCUAUGUUUUGGGUGGUCGGCCAAUAUAAAAGCUUUGAAGAAUGGAUCACAUUGGAUGCAGAUCCGUAUGAAUCUGAAGGGAUUGUUAGAUUUUCAUUGGAAACAGAAUAUGUGCGUGGCGAAGAAAAACAUAACAUCAACUUAGCUGUGAACGGAGUCAUCAAAGCGAUUGCGAACGGAAUGACUUUUGGGGACAGUGUAAAGGCUUUUGUUAGCAUAGUAAAUGAUAACAAUUAUGAACCGGGGAUCGAAAACAUAUUUGAACCGUUCCGAACUGAGGCAGUAGUGACAAGUAUUUUGAUUCCGGCCGACCAGGAAAAGCCCUGUUUGCACGGCUCUGGAUUUUACGACGGGGAGAGCAGUAUAAAGGAGAUCCGGGUAGGGGUCACUGAUAAUGACAACUCGAUCGAUGAUAUCUCUUCCAUGCGACUCUACCAGUCAUUGUGUUUGCCGUGUGAAAAGGAAUGUUUGAAAAACUGCCCCAAAACAUGUUUACCUGGAGACUUUGAUUUAAUUGAAAUUGAAAUAAAUGGCUUGAGUUUAUUGCCGACAAUAGCAUCUUCAAGGAAUGGAUCUGAAAACGAAUUUCAGAUUGAGGAGACACAUACAUAUUACGUUACCGUCGAAGCAGUGAAUUUUGCAGGACAGCGAUCUAUAUCAAGAUCUAAUGGUAUCAUGGUGGAUACGACCCCUGCUAUGUGUGAGUAUGUCAAGUGUUUAGACCCCGUUAACAACAUGGACGAGCCCACGGAGUAUAUAGGAUCAAACAACACGGUAGCAGCGUACUGGUCUUGUUUCGAUGCAGAGAGUGAGGUGUAUUCCUACUCUGUUGGUGUUGGCAAGUCGGAAAAUACUGCCGAUGUCUACAAUAUGACAAAUGUUGGCUUGGCAACAGAAGGUCAAAUAUAUCUCGACGAUGGUAAUAUGUUUACUCAUGGAGAAACAUAUUAUUUCAUUGUAUGGGCAUAUAACGCCGCAAGAACAAUUGGCAAGUUUUCUUGUAAGUUCAAUGUAGAGUUGUAUCCUCCAAAUGUUAAGAACGUAACGUCGAAGUCUUUAUUCGAAUACCAUCCAGUAGAUGGACUUGGGGAUCCCAUUUUAGAUGUAUCAUUCACAGAGCUUGAGGACAGUGUCGGUGUGGCUUGGAACAGCGAGGAUGAUAUCGCUGAUGUAUACGAAUGGGGUAUCGGAACAAGUGAAAACAAGUCUGAUAUCCUUCCCAUGAUCAAGGCUGGCAUGACAAAGACUGGAAAUGCGGAGAUAAUCCAUGGACAUUUUUGGUUCAAUGGUACCAAUAUGAAUUCAACCGUAUCCAGUUUCCGGGAUCAACCUAACGACACAACUGAUGGGUCUACUUUCCUGUUGGAGCCAGGUCGUUGUCUGCAUCACUCGCUCGUGGCUGUCGGAAGAUCUCGCCUGAGAAGUGCCGUUCCUAUGAAGCCUACUUGCAUUACUCGCAAGUCAUUCAUUUUGUUUUUUCGACUCUGUUCUGCUCUCAUAGGGCCUACUGAUUUUCGACUUACCUUGAAUGAAACUGAGAAAGUUACACUGAUGAUUAUGUCGGAUGGAAACAUCCAGAAGCUGAAUGGAACAUCAAUCUUGGCGGAUGAUGCCAAAGCACUUAUCGAAAUCGAAGCACAGCGCAGUGGUAUUAUGGUCGGCUCUCUUACAAAUGAUGACGUCAGUAAAAAUUACGGAACCGAUGCAUCGGACGAGUUUUCCUCUUCAAUAGUCGAUCCGAAAUCAACAAUUAUGUAUACAUCAAGACUCCUCAAAAACAGAUUGCAGGCCUAUCAAGGACUUUCCUUUUUCGUUUCCCCGAUGCCAGUGAUCGAGUCAUCUGAGUUCGAGAUAAAGAUCAGCGUCAAGCUUAACUCGACAGACUAUGAUAACGAUACUGUUCCCGCUCUGGCUGUCUGGAACAACCUGAACACUGGAAGCGGGGAAUGGAUGCAUGUUCAGGAGGAAUGUAAUCCCGAAAGCAUCAGUAACCUAGGAAACCAUACAUAUCUCAUCACACAGGUAUGCCAUAAUACUCUUAUUGGUAAGGGUGAAGAAGGCAAUGCCAGAAAGAAACGCGACGCUGCCGCUGAUGCUAAAGUUCUUACGUCACCAUACCAGUUUGGACUAUUUAAGAUGCGAAGCAGUUGUGUUAAUACAGCGCCCACUAUCACCACUACCAUUAUAUACACCACGGAAGACACGCCCGUCAUACGUCAUAAAUUGAUAUGGUCUGAUGCUGAAAACGACACGUUAACAUUCUCUAGCAAACAACCAUCAACGGGUCAAGUCAUAGUUACAGCCGACGGCUACUUGACGUUCACACCACGCCAUGAGUUCUCUGGAUAUGUAGAAAUUGAAAUUGAAGCACAAGAGACAUCACUCUGCAGAAAUAGCCAUUCUCUUUCAAAAGUAAUUACAAUGGACGUUAAGAAUGUAGAUGAUCCACCUGUAGCAGGCUUCCUGUCCCACGAUAAUAACUUCACAUUAGCCGAUCAUUUAUAUGCAGAAAUUGUUAUAUUCUUAGAAGGUAACAAUACCGAACAUCACGUUGGAUCUCUGCUGAUGGUAGAUGCUGACAUCGGAGAUAGUCUGAGGUUAGUUAGUCGUAAAAUGAUUUCAACAGAAGCACUUCUUAUCCAGGUAGACUCUUCUGAUUCAUUGGUACCAAACAACACAUUUACUACUUUACAAAGCGGGACAUAUAAGCGUACUGAUUUUAAACUGAAAACUGAGAUAGAUUUCCACGGACAUUUACAUUAUCAAAUGCUUGGAAGUGAUCGAGGUGGCCAAAUGACAGCUAGACUAGAUUUGCAUUUAUUUGUGCUAAUUUCGCCUUGUAACUAUGGUCGCUGCUCACAAACGGACAUCAUAGGUGCCUUCCCAUGCAAUGACAUUGUUAGGGCCGCCAGUUUUGACGCGUACACGUGUUUGUGUGAUGCUGGAUACCAUAAGCUGUGGUGCGAUGAGGAAAUUGACGAAUGUGCAGACGAGCCUUGUCCUCCUUUGUUUGACUGUACGGAUCAUGUCGCCUUCCAUACAUGUGACAUUAACGCUGGGUACCUGGCCGCUAUUUUACUAUCUUCCGGUGUGGUCGUGAUUGGUGCAUGCAUCCUUGUCGUGUACCGGUACAAAAAGAUGAAGAAAUACUCUGUAGUUAACAGUACGUGGAGUUUGGGUGAUGAAAUGUGGACUCAAAAACCAACAAGUCAGCAUCACCUGAGUAUGGGAUCAACCAGUGCUAUCCUACUUGAUUCAAACUUGAUAUCGGAGACGAGUACCGAUGACCCAGUCGACAUACCAGAUGUUAUACCUCCAGCAGACCAAGAUCAGAUUGAUUCGAAACACAGACCAAUUAAUCCACCAAGACGGGAUACGACUCCGCUGCAGCUAGAUAGCGAGCUUCUGUCACCAGGAAUGAUGCGCAAUCCGCUGGAAAUGAAAGGUUAUCAGUCCAUGUUUAAACGUCCACGGGUUGGUGUCGAUACUGUUAAGAUGGCGGACAAACAACUGGCUACAGUUGACGUAUAACAUUUUUGUUAUAAAUCUACAUUCAAUUCGCCAAUAGUUCACUCUUUUUAUGUACUAAUCAGACACGCUGCCCGGUUUAUUGAUUUUUGUCACGGAUCGCUAUGUAUUGCUAUAAUGAUAAGUCAAUUAACACUUUUUUGUUCCAUAUUCAUCGAAUAUUCGUCGUUCACGUCAAUGCAAAACAAAUAAAUUAAAUUAAUGAAAAAUUAUGAGUACGUACAUGAAUGUAAAUGCUUAAAUGUAGACACUUCAAAAUGUAUUUGUUUAAAUUUUCCAAGAUUAAGUUUCAAAGUUUCUUUAUAACUCACAACAUUAACAAAGUGAUUUAAGACAAAUAACACCAGUGAUUAAAAUGAUACCAAUGCAUAUGCUUAAUAAAUUCUACGCUGACAAAUAAAAAAUGAC
This is a messenger RNA of Pecten maximus, 15201 nucleotides long. RefSeq lists its product as uncharacterized. The transcript has 42 exons. Lineage: Eukaryota; Metazoa; Mollusca; Bivalvia; Pectinida; Pectinidae. Bases 1 to 14796 code for a protein of 4931 amino acids. The record is from RefSeq and is a predicted model, not a curated record.